AUGACGGCGCUCGCCAAGGCAAGAAGCAAACGCUCCCGUGCAGCGCCAUGCAAUUGGGCGUCCCGCCUCCACGUCCUCAAUCCGACAACUUCAUCUUCCGAACCGGAUAAGGUCGUCCCGGGUCAAAAAUCUCUCGCCGGGAAAAAGCCCGUCAAAACGACGAAGUUGAAGAAAAAGGACGGCGGCGAAGCGAGUUCGGAGGGGCGGAAGUGCCUGCAUUGCGCAACGGAUAAGACGUCGGAGUGGCGGACAGGACCCAUGGGAGCCAAAACACUAUGCAACGCUUGUGGGGUGAGGUAUAGAUCGGGGCAACUUGUGCCCGAAUACCGACCCACUGCAAGCCUGACAUUUGUGCUGACAAACCAUUCAAAUUCUCACCGGAAGGUCUUGGAGCUAAGACGAGAGAAAGAAAUGGCAAGAGCUCAACAGCAACAACAACAAUUGAUGCACCAUCGUCAUCAAAACACGCUAUUUGUUUAUUUCAUCCACCAACCACUGCCUCAUCUCAUGUAG
Messenger RNA from Hibiscus syriacus, 513 nucleotides. Its product is annotated as GATA transcription factor 12-like. Bases 1 to 513 code for a protein of 170 amino acids. The transcript has a single exon. NCBI's taxonomy places the organism in Eukaryota, Viridiplantae, Streptophyta, Magnoliopsida, Malvales, Malvaceae. Gene Ontology annotation, molecular function: sequence-specific DNA binding; zinc ion binding. Gene Ontology annotation, biological process: regulation of DNA-templated transcription. The record is from RefSeq and is a predicted model, not a curated record.